CUUUUUUCUCUUUUGUAUAAAAUAUUAAAAAGAGACCAAAAGAAUAUUUCACUCGUUUUUUCUCUGUGUCUUCUAUUUUUCUUUUUUCACUUAUUAGAUCGAAAGCAUAAUUUUCAAUUACAAUUACAAUUCCUAUCCGAUCGAUCAGAUUUCCGAUGGCCGGAAAAUCGAAACCGAAGCCAUUAAAUGUUUAUCUUUAUAUUCCUAACAUCAUUGGGUACUUGAGAAUUUUGAUGAAUUGCGUUGCAUUUGCUGUGUGCUUUGUGGACAAAAAGCUAUUUUCACUUCUGUAUUUUAUUAGUUUCGUUUGUGAUGCUUUGGAUGGUUGGUGUGCUCGCAAAUUCAAUCAAUCUUCGACAUUUGGGGCUGUUUUGGACAUGGUGACAGAUAGGGUUAGCACUGCCUGUCUGCUGGUUAUUCUUUCGCAGGUUUAUAGGCCUGGUUUAGUUUUCUUGUCAUUGCUUGCUCUUGAUAUUUCCAGCCAUUGGUUGCAAAUGUAUAGUACCUUCUUAGUAGGAAAGACGAGUCACAAAGACGUCAAGGACAGCAGCAGCUGGCUAUUUAGGCUUUAUUAUGGAAAUAGGAUGUUUAUGGGCUACUGUUGCGUGUCAUGUGAGGUUCUUUAUAUUACAUUGUUCCUUCUUGCAAGGAAAGAGACUGAUAGUCUUAUUGAUGUUCUUGUAAAUACUACAACAAGAAGUUGGAUUUAUCUCGUCUUACUUGCUCUUCUUGUGUUUGGAUGGGCAAUCAAGCAAUUUGUUAAUGUUAUACAGAUGAAAACCGCAGCUGAUGCUUGUGUGCUGUAUGACAUUAACAAAAAACAGUAGAACUGAUGUAGACGUUAAACAAGAGGCUUCUGCAAUAACGCUUUUUCUGAAUGGUGCAUUGUGGUUUUCUGUAUACCGCGUUUGGUAACACACUCCAGUAGUCCUUCCAGGCAGCAGCUUCUUUGGCGAUGACUUGAAUUGGAAAGUUUUUUGAUGCAUACAUUCUGUAGGAAAUGAUCUGAAAUUUUCGACAAACAACUGCUUAUGGUCUAAGACCUAUGUGUGUCAUUUCUCCCUCUGUGGUUGUGCCUAUGAUUCUAACGGGCGUAUUCGCUGUCGAAUUUUUGUUUUUGGUGUGUUUAGUUGGAAUAUGUACAUACUCCUUGGGAUGUCAUAGGGAUUUCAAUGUUUAAUUCUCUCUAUUGUUUACUAAUAGCCAUUGGAUUUUGUCCCCUCUUGGUUCCGUAACUUUGAUUUCUGUUCCAUGAUCAAUAUUUGAUAUGUUGUAGUUUUGA
Molecule: messenger RNA, 1282 nt
Organism: Capsicum annuum
Lineage: Eukaryota; Viridiplantae; Streptophyta; Magnoliopsida; Solanales; Solanaceae
Product: probable CDP-diacylglycerol--inositol 3-phosphatidyltransferase 2
Exons: 10
Coding region: 156-827 (223 amino acids)
Biological process (GO): phosphatidylinositol biosynthetic process
Cellular component (GO): membrane; Golgi apparatus
Molecular function (GO): CDP-diacylglycerol-inositol 3-phosphatidyltransferase activity
Source: RefSeq, a predicted model, not a curated record